Morchella importuna is the source of this 1356-nucleotide messenger RNA. RefSeq lists its product as uncharacterized. The record is from RefSeq and is a predicted model, not a curated record. Gene Ontology annotation, molecular function: monooxygenase activity; FAD binding. The transcript has 5 exons. Bases 1 to 1356 code for a protein of 451 amino acids. Gene Ontology annotation, biological process: secondary metabolite biosynthetic process. NCBI's taxonomy places the organism in Eukaryota, Fungi, Ascomycota, Pezizomycetes, Pezizales, Morchellaceae.
AUGGCAUCUCCUAUAGCGCAAUAUCCCAAAACUGGAAUACGAGUUAUCAUAGUCGGUGCUGGCUUUGGGGGUCUUACAGCUGCAAUCGAAUGCACACUUAAAGGCCACACUGCUAUCAUAGUCGAGAAAACUCCAACAUUUGAACAGCUUGGUGAUAUUAUCUCAAUUAGUACAAAUGCAGGCCGAAUCAUGUCACGAUGGGAUCCAGCACUCAUAGAGGAGAAGCUGCGCCCCGCAGCCAUGCCCCCAAACCGUGAGAGACCGAUGUACAACGGACAUCGAGCAGACAUUCACAAGGUGUUCUACGAAUACGCCAAGUCGCUCGGCGUCGAGUUCAAUAUGGGUCAAAAGGUCACUGGAUAUAAAGAAGAUGCAGCUAGCGGCAAAGCCUGGAUUGAAACCGAGUCUGGCGAGAUCUUCAAGGGCGAUGUUGUAGUCGGUGCCGAUGGAGUUCGAAGUAGGGCAAGAAAACUGAUUCUUGGAUACGAAGAUAAACCGAGGAGUAGCGGAUAUUCUGUCUGGAGAGCUUGGUUCAAUGCAGAGGAGAACGGUGUCACGACAGAUCCUUUGACUAAAGAGUUCGUGGAGAAUGGAGAUACACACACUGGAUGGCUAGGGGACGAUAUGCAUUUGCUAGUAGCGAGCUGCAAAGGCGGAAAGGAGAUUUCCUGGGUUUGUACAAGAAAAGAUGAUUCGAAUCUCGAAGAGUCUUGGUCAAGCAAAGGAAAAGUAGAGGAUGUUCUCAACCGCAUCAAGGACUGGGAUCCAAAAUGCCGCGCAAUUGUAUCAAAAUCGCCUUCAUGUAUGGACUGGAAACUUGUAUGCAGAGAUCCUCUACCAACAUGGGUUUCUCCCACUGGCCAUACCUGUCUCCUCGGGGACGCAGCGCAUCCUUUCCUUCCAACCUCAGUACAGGGCUGUUCUCAAGCAAUCGAAGAUGGCUCUGUGCUUGCUACAUGUCUCUCCCUAUCGCAUCAAGAUUCCACUAUUCCCGCAUCUGAGAAGAUUCCCAGAGCCCUUCGUGCUUAUGAACGACUCAGAUAUGAGCGUGUGAAAUCUGCACAAAAGACUGGCGAGGAUCUUCGGGACAAAUGGCACAAGUGCGAUUACAAAACUGUCCAUUUAAAUCCUGAGAGCAUCAGGAUGCCUCGGGAGGAUUGGCUGAUUAAACACGACAGCGAGAGAUUCGUCAGGAGGAUGUGGGGCAGCGUUGCAGCCGAGCUGACCGGGGGUCCUGUUAUCCCGAGGAAGAGUUUGGCGGCCGGCAGGGAAAGCGACGAGAAGUUUGAUAACAUCGAACUUCCGCCCACACCCAUUUCAACACCAAAGGAAGAGCUGGCCAAUCCUUUGAGAUAA